This is a messenger RNA of Haliotis rufescens (red abalone), 3066 nucleotides long. Its product is annotated as protocadherin Fat 3-like. NCBI's taxonomy places the organism in Eukaryota, Metazoa, Mollusca, Gastropoda, Lepetellida, Haliotidae. The record is from RefSeq and is a predicted model, not a curated record. The transcript is spliced from 9 exons. The coding region runs from base 180 to 2000 and encodes 606 amino acids. Gene Ontology annotation, biological process: homophilic cell-cell adhesion. Gene Ontology annotation, cellular component: cell-cell junction; plasma membrane. Gene Ontology annotation, molecular function: calcium ion binding.
GUGACCUGUUUGUAUAUAUAUGAAUUGCCAUUGUACCUUUCGUGCACUUGGGCAGAUGAAAGAAAUAGUCUGGCGAUAGUUCAGGAAGAUUAGCGAUCGUAUGACUUACUGCCCGCAAUACUAAUACUGGUAGUUACCAUUGUAACGACAUCAUCAAGGAAUUUAGAGAUGUCAGUUAUAUGACAGCGUCAACACGGACCCAUAUGGAGGGCGUUGGACAUGUUUUCGCAGUUUUCCUUCUUCUCUUGAAGAACCCAGCAUCCUCUAUACUGCAAUUCAAGACCUCCCUAACAGGAACUAUCUUUGAGGGUUCCUCAACUCGUAUCAAUGUGGUGUGUCUGGGUUGUACAGAGGAGCCGGACGCGGGCAGGAUCCUAACAGUAAGAAAAGAACAGAUAACACCCCAGUUCCAGUGUGGGGGCUGUUUUGAUAUCUACACAAAACUUGACGGGUUGUCGGUCAACGAUUGGUGCAUUUUCUAUCUGCCGAGUCAAGGGAAACUUAACUACACGAUGGUUCAAGAAUACACGAUGACCGCCUCCUGCACUAAUGGUGUAGACACACCCAUCACAACUAGUGUGUUACUCAAAGUGUCGACAAAUGAACCGCCAAGGAUUGACAGUCUACAACAAACUUGUCCAACGCCAAUAGACGCUAAGUUAACGAACGCUGGCGACACCAUCUACAAUACGCUCCAUACAAGCAUAUCAGAUCCGGAUGGGGACAUAACCUACUGUUCCAUGACCACCAUACCUCCCUCGACAAACGUUGAGAUAGACCCUGUUACCUGCAUCAUUCGGGCGAAGAAGAACCUGGAGAUGGAAUGUCAUCCGUCCAUAACCUUCCUGGUGUCAGUCAACGACGGCACUAACCCCAACGUGGGGCCUAUAUCGAUCACGUGUGACAUCACCAAUUACCUCCCAGCACCGAUUGAUUCCAAAUUGAACCGGUCAAUAUCCGUGAGAGAGGAUCACCCAAAGGGAACUGUAAUGUACACCUUUGAUCCCCCAACAGUCAACCCUGCAGUCAUAUACGCCAUCAUUCACGUGACCCCUCCUCAAGCCCACAGCCUGUUUUCUGUUGAAAAUGGUCGAUCAUCUAUAACCUUGAAUGAAGAACUGGAUUACGAAAACCCACUUUUUGCCGAUAUCUACCUCAACAUAUCCGCCGACAAUGGCAACUGUGACUUGGUAUACCAGUAUCUAAACGUACGUCCCAUUGAGGUCAACGAACCACCUGUUCUCAGCCCGAAAGUCUACUACCAGCAGGUCAACGAGGAAUCGAUCUACGUGAACCCUGUCUUCCUGUGCGAGGACGAGGAUCGUGGAGACAGGUGCCAGUUCAGGAUUGUGGGUGGGAAUGACGAGGGCAGGUUCCAGAUCAACCGCGACACGGGGGAAAUAACUGCUCGCUACAACAUCGACAACAACGUACGAGAAUUAAAUUGGACCCUCAUCAUAGAAGCAGUUGACCUUCAGGGUUUAACGGACAACGCCACCGUCAACCUGAACAUCAGAGACAUCAACGACAACAGACCCUAUUUUACACAUGGAGGGGGAAUAGCGUACACAGUGACUGAAUGCACAGGCUUGGGGAUACUCCCUGUCAGGUUUGCUGCAUCAGAUGAUGACUCGGACUACAAAGGCAACAACAUCAUCACGUUUACCCCGGCUAGAAGCGACUGUAUACAAAUACACGCUGAUGGUACGGUGCACCUCCUGAAGACGUUGCUGCAGCCCGAGAGUUGCGUCCUGUCCACUCGUGCUGUGGACCAUGGGGAAUACCCAGGACCGUUGACGUCACAAAUCACUGCUACAGUCACUGUGACGUCAUCAGAUUGCCCUCCAACACCAGCACCUCCGACCACCGAGUAUGUGACUGAAGCGACUACAGUCACAACUGAGCCGCCGACGACGACAAGCACUGCCGUCAAUAACAAUGGCCCAGUGUUGCACCUUUUAGGCGGACCUCUUGCUCUUCUUUUGUUUUACAUGCUGUAGCAUGUUGAUUCUAACGUUAACAUUCUGUGUUCAGGAAUUGAUUUAUCGGCCACCACGAGAGCACCUUGUGUCAUCCAAACUUUAACUGAAUUAUCUUUGAUGUGUACUUAUUCCAAAUUGUCGCUUGCAUUUUGUUUUGUUGAACCAAUUUGUAAUGAGCUGUGAAUUGUUUGUAACAGAGCUCUCUAAUGUUUCUGGUUGGUUGGUUGGUUGGUUUGUUGCCGCAAUAUUCCAGAUACAUGACGGCGUUCUGUAAAUAAUCGAAUCUGGACCAGUAGUUAAUACCUUAAUCAUCGAUCCACGCAAUUGGGAUACGAUGACAUGCAUCAACCAAGUCAGCGAGUUUGACCACCCGCUAAUGUUUGUUACAGAGGUCUGAUAUGUACGUGACAGAGCACCGGUACCUUUGAUUUGUGACAGAGCUGUAUAUAUAGUCUGUUUGUGACAGAGCACUGAUAAGUAUAUUACAGAGCUCCGGUAUCUGUAAUUUGUGACAGAGUUGAAUGGUCUGUUUGUGACGGAGUUCCCAUUCCUUGUGACAGAGCUUAGGUACCCUUGUAAUAGAGCUAUAUGGUGACUUAAUGACAGAGCACGAUCAUGUUUGUAUCAGGGAUAAUGUCAUGCUUUGAUUUAUUGUCGUGACCUUCAGACAGAUAACGAUGGAUUCAGAAAUCCUGAAAGUAGUACUGUAUUACAUAUGACUGAAAAACACUACCUCUAUCUUUUACCUUUUCCAUGUUAUGCACACCUAUUUAUUAUUUGAACUUGUUUGCGUAGCCGAUCCUACUUCAGUGUGUCGGGCUGUGUUGGGCUACCGCUAUAUGUGUCCGCUUCCAGUCUUUAUUCACAUCCCACUGAACUCUGUCACCGUGAGUAUGAUACUUGGUUUUACAACCAUCAAACUUCUACGACCGGUGUUCAGAUGACAUGCCCUAGUAUGACUGGAGUGCUCAGAACGUCUUACAAACCCAAAAACUGUACCCACUAUCACCGUUACGUUUGUGUACCAUGGUGAUGGAGUCUGGACAUGAUACUUUUCAAAUGAAUAAAGAAGCUACAACUACCA